AUGGGAACUUGUCCCUACAACGACCAUCAGAGGUUUGUCAACUUGGCUUCAUUAGUUGAAAAAAGAAAAGAAGAAUCACUAACACCUUCUACAGAGGUCUUCGAUGAAGUCCAAGACUCCAAUGUCGACUUCGGCGUGGCUCCCUUCGAGAACUCAACCCACGGCACCGUCAGCUUCACCCUCGAUUGCCUCGCCGACCGCGCCUCCACCUACCCCAACAUCACCAUUUGCGGCGAAGCCUACCUAGACGUGCACCACUUCCUUUUAGGCCGGAGGAAGUCAUCACUUCUAUCAAAUGUCGACGUCGAAACCGCAAAGGCAACCCCCCUAACCUCGCUCUCCCACGUCAAACGCGUCUACUCCCACCCACAAGCCUUCGGCCAGACCGCAAAGUUCUUCGCCACCUACCUCAAGGGCGUCGAGACCAUCGAGGUCUCUUCUACCAGCAAAGCCGCCGAGCUCGCGGCUGCCGACGCCUCGGGAGAGAGCGCCGCGGUAGCGGGCGAAGUAGCGGGCGAGAUGGCCGGCCUGGAUGUGCUGGCGCGCUGCAUCGAGGACCGCGAGGAUAACACGACCCGUUUCUUUGUUCUCCGGCGGAGACCCUGCAGCAGCCGCAGCGAUGACGGCGUCGAGCAGGAGGUUUCGCUGCCCGAGGGAUUACCGUGGACUACGGACCGGGCUGAGUCUCUGCCUGGGUCUUCUUCGGGCUCGGGUGGUGGGUCGCCCGUGUCGAUGUCUCCACGUCCAUCAUCGUCGGUGUCCGGGAGCAAUGGUGGGAGAGAUGAUGAUGCGGAAAAAGGAGAUGCUUACAAGGGCUUGUAUAAGUCUAUGGUCUCCUUCACGGUGCCGCAUCAUACGCCGGGAGCGCUGGCGGAUGUACUUGGGUGCUUCAAGAGGAGAGGGCUGAACCUGACGAGCAUCAAUAGUUUGCCGAGCUUGAUUGCGCCGUUUCAGUAUCUCUUCUUUGUCGAGUUCGAGGGGAAUAGGUGGGAUGAUCCGGAGGGGAGGGUGAGCGGGCUGAUUGGGGAUGUGGAGUGGGUUGAGGGCGUGGCGGAACGGUGGAGGUGGCUGGGCAGUUGGUUGAAUCAGAGGAGGAGGUAG
Molecule: messenger RNA, 1101 nt
Organism: Sordaria macrospora k-hell
Lineage: Eukaryota; Fungi; Ascomycota; Sordariomycetes; Sordariales; Sordariaceae
Source: RefSeq, a predicted model, not a curated record